GGCUGCGGCCCCUAAACUGGGCCCAGGAGCGGCCACUGCGCACACUGCCGGGACGCCAGGGUCCCUAGGUAGACUCUCACUACCCUCGAGACCCUCGAGACUGGGAUCUCUGAGGACAUCUCGGUCCUGAACUGGCAGAGGCCGCGCGGGCUGCGCCCUCGCGGGACUGACUGGCCACUUUGUAGGAAUUAGAGCCUCCUAAGUCAAGGGUCGGACGCUACUAGCUGGAGUUUGCUGGACACUCCAUCCCAUCUCCCAACGCAGACUUCCCAUUCCUUGAAUUCUCUUGGGGCAGCCGUUUAAGGCUCCUCAGACUCGGAGGACUGAAGGACCCCAGGCCACCUUCCUUCUUUGAUGGAGCACCGCCUCCCCCGUUUCUGGGGCACCUUGGGGUGUGGCCUUGGUGAGUGAAACUUGGGGUACUGCCUGCUGGGAAGGAAAUCCGGAAACAGGACACUGGUGGUGACUCAGGCCUCAUCAGACCCUGAGACGCUUGAAAAUCUUAUGUGGGGAGUGAGGGGGUGGGGGAUGAAUAUGGUUUGGCUGUGCCUCUCUUCUUUACCCCCAAACUGAAAAGGAGACAGGCCACUUGAGGCUGCAUGAGCCUUCAGCGAAGUGGGGAGCUCCGUUUGAACUCAGAGUAGGAGGACAUCACUAAGCAGAUACCUGUACUGAACCCAGAUUCUGGCUUCUGAGGUGAGCCUGAGAGCCUAAGCAGUGCCAGGAAGUAGCCCCAGAUUUGGGGCUCAUACGCCACAGCUAUGUUCCUGCAAAGGCUAGGUGGCUGGUUACCUCGCCUUUGGGGCCGCCGGAAACCAGCGAAGCCUGACCCGCCUGCUCCAGAUCCCAGAUGGGUGGACAACUCCCCUGAGAAUUCAGGGAGUGACUGGGACAGUGCCCCAGAAACCAUGGAUGAUAUGGGGCCUCCCAAGACAAAGGACUCAGGGACACUGAGGAGCUCCAGGGCUGCUCCAGAACCAAGCAGUGAGUCCCCAGUUGAGCAACUGAGGAACAAAAGACUGGAUUCCCUCAAGUGGAACAAGACUGUCUCUAGCAGCCAAGAGUCUGGUAGACUGGAGAGUGGGGGAGCCGCCAUUCCAAAACUGGGAUGGGAUCCUGUGGAUUCAGGUAGCACCAGGAGACCGGUGGUGUCCUCUGAAGGGGCACUGGACGCCUCUGAGCAAGAAGUGCCAGUGGAAAAACCUGGCCGGCGGCAGAAGCUGCUGGGCUGGUUGCGGGGGGAUCCUGGGGCUGCCCCACUGUACCUGGGAGGCCCAGAGGAGUGUCUGCAGAUCUCCACCAACCUGACCCUGCACCUGCUGGAGCUGCUGGCCUCAGCCCUGUUGGCACUGUGUUCUCGGCCGCUUCGAGCAGCCUUGGAUGCAUUGGGCCUUCGAGGACCACUGGGCCUCUGGCUACAUGGGCUGCUGUCCUUCCUGGCUGCUCUACAUGGGCUCCAUGCUGUGCUGAGCUUACUUACCGCCCACCCCCUGCACUUUGCCUGCCUCUUUGGCCUCCUGCAGGCCCUGGUACUGGCUGUCAGCCUUAGGGAGCCCAGUGGGGAUGAGGAGGCCACUGAGGGAGGCAAGGAUUUGGGGAAGGAGGCUGAGGAGCAGAGGGGAGGCCCAGGAAAGGGGCUGUGACCAUAGGAUGGAGUGGGGGCAAAGGGUGAAGAUAGCAUGGCCUUGAGGAUAGUGUGGCCUUGAGGACAGUGAGGAGACCCAGAUUGUAAGCACAGGGACCUCAGGGAUAGGAAGAAACCCCAGAGUUUGAGGGUAGGGCCCCCGUCCAUACUCAGAGCUUUUUAGGGUGUCUAUGGACAGUGAGGCAUAACUGUCCCAGCUUGGAUUCACCAGCUAUUGUUUUUACAUUUCUCUCACCUAUGAUUUUUUAUUUCCAUCUUCAGUUUUUUUUUUUUACCUACACUUUUUAAAAGGAAAAUUAAAAAAAAAAAAAGAAGUGUAAUGGUGGAGAAAAAAGACUAAAGGGUCUUUUCUACCUUUCCAAACUCCAAGGGUGGAAGAGACCAGAGGCAGGGCAGAUAUCUCUGCAUUAAGUGGGUAACUGGGAGACCAAAGGUGUCCCUUGGAUCUUGGAACCUGAGCCAUCUAAGGAAGAGUGGGGCUGCUAGAUGAGCAGAUUAAGGAUUCAUAUGUGAGAGAGGGCCUGCAGCAAGGAUCUGGUACUUAGGGAAACCAGUGGGAGUGGAGAUCAUGCAGGUAGUAUAGGCUGGAGGGCCAGCUUAGAAAGACUGGCAGUUCAGACAGGUGGCCGGGGGGGCACUGGGGCUUACUGUCCCCACUCAGAAGCUAGGGUUUGCUCACUCAGCAAUAAAUGUGUCACACUAAAUC
Castor canadensis (American beaver) is the source of this 2351-nucleotide messenger RNA. RefSeq names its product chromosome 8 C6orf47 homolog (gene C8H6orf47). The record is from RefSeq and is a predicted model, not a curated record. Lineage: Eukaryota; Metazoa; Chordata; Mammalia; Rodentia; Castoridae.